AUGCUGUCACGAACGUGGUGUACUGCGAGAAGUCUGCCUGCCGCCACGUCCCUUCCUCCUGGUGUUUCCAUGAACGCGGUUCUCUGUGGUGCUGCUGUGUUGGCGCCUUCCCUCGGUGCUUCUCGUGCGGCCAGUCUGCAUGCUGACGUGGAUGCUCAACGCUCCAGCAGUCACAGCGCGUUAGAUGAGGCUGAUGGAAGGGUGGUGUUCGGAGGAGGGGAUGGAGCAUCCAGGAUCAUCCACGCAUACCUCCUCUCCACCACACUCGCGCUCGUCCUCUGCUGCAUGGGCGUCUCCCUCUCCCACCUCCUCGCCUGCCUGCAUCGCCACCUGUCCGCUGCCAAGCGUGGGAUGCGAAGGCUCCAGGCAACGGGCAUUUCCUAUAUGGUUUCCUUUUUCUAUCAACUCACAUCUGCAGCGCAUCAAACAGCUGCUCAAUGUGAUGCCGCGAGGGCACAUGUCAUGACUGCAAUUGCCAGGUGUUGGUGGGCUGCCAGCGCUGUACUCUGCAGCAUACAAAGAGUGCCCCAGGAGCUUCAUGAGUUGCGGCGGCAGCAGGAGGAGCUGAGGAGGGAGAUGCACGUGUGGGUGCAGCAGUUGGUGCAAUACAAGGAAGGAGAACAAGGAAUGGAUGCAAUACGGAGGGAGAUGCAGCUGGUGAGGGAGGAGGGGGCAGGGGAGGCAUUGAGGCUGGUGGGGAAGUUGGACGAGAUGAGUCAGCAGUGGAGGCAGGAUUUGGAUGAGCAGAUGAACAGAUUGAGAGUGGUUGUAGAAGCAACGAUGAGGUGGAACGUGAGGUUGGCACACGAGGAAGUUGAUGAGAUGAGGAAAGUUAUGGGGAAGGUUGAAGAGGUGGGGCAACAGUGGGGAAGGGGAUUGGCUGAUGAGGUGAGGAAGUUGGUAGGGAAGAUGGAAGAGAUGCAGCAAAGGAUGGAGCAACGGAGGAAAGGUCACGUGAGGAGAAGGCGGAGCAAGCGAGGAGGGAUAAGGAGAAGGCGGAGCAAGCAAGGAGGGAUAAGGAGAAGGCGGAGCAAGCGAGGAGGGAUAAGGAGAAGGCAGAGCAAGCGAGGAGGGAUAAGGAGAAGGCAGAGCAAGCGAGGAGGGAUGGAGAAGGCAGAGCAAGCGAGGAGGGAUAAGGAGAAGGCAGAGCUAGCGAGGAGGGAUAAGGAGAAGGCAGAGCAAGCGAGGAGGGAUAAGGAGAAGGCAGAGCAAGCGAGGAGGGAUAAGGAGAAGGCAGAGCAAGCGAGGAGGGAUAAGGAGAAGGCUGAGCAAGCGAGGGGGGAUAAGGAGAAGGCAGAGCAAGCGAGGGGGGAUAAGGAGAAGGCAGAGCAAGCGAGGAGGGAUAAGGAGAAGGCAGAGCAAGCGAGGAGGGAUAAGGAGAAGGCAGAGCAAGCGAGGAGGGAUAAGGAGAAGGCAGAGCAAGCUAGGAGGGAUAAGGAGAAGGCAGAGAAAGCGAGGGGGGAUAAGGAGAAGGCAGAGCAAGCGAGGGGGGAUAAGGAGAAGGCAGAGCAAGCGAGGGGGGAUAAGGAGAAGGCAGAGCAAGUGAGGGGGGAUAAGGAGAAGGCAGAGCAAGCGAGGAGGGAUAAGGAGAAGGCAGAACAGGCAGAGAAAGCGAGGAGGGAUAAGGAGAAGGCAGAACAGGCAGAGAAAGCGAGGAGGGAUAAGGAGAAGGCAGAGAAAGCGAGGAGGGAUAAGGAGAAGGCAGAGAAAGCGAGGAGGGAUAAGGAGAAGGCAGAGAAAGCGAGGAGGGAUAAGGAGAAGGCAGAGAAAGCGAGGAGGGAUAAGGAGAAGGCAGAACAGGCAGAGCAAGCACAGAGGCAGAAGGAGAGGACGGAGGAAUUAGGAAGGUUGAAGAAAAGGGCGAAGCAAGCAAUAAAAGAGAAGAAGGCAGAGCGAGCAAAGAGGGAGAAGGAGCAAGCUGCAAGGAGGGAUAAGGAGAAGGCAGAGCAAGCGAGGAGGGAAAAGGAGAAGGCAGGGCAAGCGAGGAGGGAUAAGGAGAAGGCAGAGCAAGCGAGGAGGGAUAAGUAG
This is a messenger RNA of Closterium sp. Naga37s-1, 2028 nucleotides long. NCBI's taxonomy places the organism in Eukaryota, Viridiplantae, Streptophyta, Zygnematophyceae, Desmidiales, Closteriaceae. The record is from the annotation of a GenBank genome assembly.